Molecule: messenger RNA, 2163 nt
Organism: Telopea speciosissima
Lineage: Eukaryota; Viridiplantae; Streptophyta; Magnoliopsida; Proteales; Proteaceae
Product: hydroxyproline O-galactosyltransferase GALT2-like
Exons: 7
Coding region: 90-2135 (681 amino acids)
Cellular component (GO): Golgi membrane
Molecular function (GO): carbohydrate binding; galactosyltransferase activity
Source: RefSeq, a predicted model, not a curated record
UAUGAGUUGUAAAUGUCAGUUUGGAAGGAUUAUCAAGAGGCAUUCGAGAUAUCUGUGACUGAUUACAGUUUUCUAAGUGGUUUCUAAGGAUGAGAAGACCCAAAAGCGACCCUGCUGGUGGGAGAAGGUUCAAAUUGUCCCAUUUUUUCCUGAGUAUGGCAGCAUUGUACUUGGUUUUUAUAGCCUUCAAGUUCCCUCUGUUGUUAGAGAUUGCUGCCGGGUUCGGUGGGAAUGACAAUUUUGUUGGUCUGGAUGGAUCAGCAGUAGGUAAGGAAGAUGGGGAUAUCAGCAAACCGUUCUUUAGUUCUGUUUACAAGGAUACUUUUCACCGGAAGUUGGAAAAUAAUGAAUACCAGAAUGCACCACAAAUGCCUUGGAAGGAGCCAUUACGGGAUGAGACUGGCAAUUCUCCACCUGUCAAACCACUUCAGUACCGCUAUGGUCGUGUAACAGGUUAUACUUUGAGGCAAAAGAAUAAGACAAUGGGUCUGUCUCCUCUGGAGAAAAUGGCUGAUGAAGCAUGGACUCUAGGCCAGAAAGCAUGGGCAGACGUAGAGAAGAUGAAUCCUGAAGAAGUGGAUCCAGGUUCUGUACUUGAGGGGAAACCUGAGUCAUGCCCUUCAUCUGUAUCUGUGAAUGGAGAAGAACUUGAGAAGGGGGACAAUAUCAUGUUUCUUCCUUGUGGUCUUGCAGCAGGUUCUUCUAUAACAUUGGUGGGGACACCCCAUGGUCCUCAUCAGGAGUAUGUACCUCAGCUUGCAAAAUUUAAACGUGGAGAUUCUAUGGUAUGGGUUUCACAAUUUGUGGUUGAACUGCAAGGGCUCAAGGCAGUUGAUGGGGAGGAUCCACCAAAGAUUUUGCAUUUGAAUCCACGGUUGAAAGGAGACUGGAGCCAAUGGCCAGUCAUUGAACACAAUACAUGUUACAGGAUGCAGUGGGGUACGGCUCAAAGGUGUAGUGGUUUACCAUUAGGCAACGAUGAUGACAUGUUGGUUGAUGGAUUUGGGAGAUGUGAGAGAUGGAUGAGGAGUGAUAUUGUCGAUACAAAAGAGUCCAAGACAACCUCUUGGUUCAAACGAUUCAUAGGGCGUAAGCAAAAGCCGGAAGUUACCUGGCCUUUUCCUUUUGCGGAGGGUAGAAUGUUUAUCAUGACUAUCCGAGCUGGUGUGGACGGAUAUCACAUCCAUGUUGGUGGCCGACAUGUGUCUUCAUUCCCUUAUCGAACGGGAUUUACUCUUGAAGAUGCAACAGGAUUAGCAAUUAAAGGUGAUGUGGAUGUGCAAUCAGUGUAUGCGACUUCUCUUCCUGUCUCUCAUCCAAGUUUCUCCCUCCAGCGAGUAUUGGAAAUGUCAGAGAAGUGGAAGGCUCAUCCUUUGCCCAAAACUCCGGUGCAACUUUUUAUUGGAAUUCUUUCUGCUUCAAAUCACUUUGCAGAGCGCAUGGCAAUUAGAAAAACCUGGAUGCAAUCAUCUGAAAUCAAGUCCUCAAACGUAGUGGUUCGUUUCUUCGUGGCAUUGAAUCCAAGGAAGGAGGUGAAUGCAUUGCUGAAGAAGGAAGCAGCUUAUUUUGGUGAUAUUGUGAUUUUGCCAUUUUUGGAUCGUUAUGAACUUGUCGUUUUUAAAACCGUCGCCAUCUGUGAGUAUGGGGUUUGGAACUUGAGUGCUGCAUACAUCAUGAAAUGUGAUGAUGAUACCUUUGUUAGGGUGGACACCGUUUUAAAAGAAAUUAAGGGUCUCUCUCCCGAGAAGUCCCUUUAUAUGGGCAAUCUGAACCUCUUGCAUAGGCCUCUCAGACAUGGAAAAUGGGCAGUUACUUUCGAGGAGUGGCCAGAAGCAGUAUAUCCUCCUUAUGCCAAUGGACCUGGAUACAUAAUUUCGAGUGAUAUUGCAAGAUUUGUCGUCUCUCAACAUGCCAAUCAAAGCUUAAGGGUGUUCAAGAUGGAGGAUGUCAGUAUGGGAUUGUGGGUUGGGCAAUUCAACAGUACCAGGGUCGUCCAGUACUCCCAUAACUGGAAAUUUUGUCAGUAUGGGUGUUUGCAGAACUACUACACUGCACAUUACCAGUCACCCAGACAGAUGAUCUGUUUGUGGGAUAAAUUGUCGAGAGGCCGGGCCAACUGUUGCAACUAUAGAUGACAAUGAGUGGCUGUGAUCAUUGGAGGCU